AUGGCCAUUUUGACUGGUGGAAACCUCGUGGGCGAAUUCCCGACCACUUUACUCACUCGGAUUCCCAACCCAUCUUCUGAAAAUGAGUGCCGGGUCUGCGUGCCGCAGUACGCACGGGCGUCAUGUUGGCUUCGCGUGGAUGUGAAGUUCAUGAUCACCAAAGGUACCUCCAGUUACGGUAAGCGCCACAACAAGACCCACACGAUCUGCCGUCGCUGUGGCAAGUCUUCUUACCACAUCCAAAAGUCCACGUGCGGCUCGUGUGGUUACCCCGCCGCUAAGAUGCGCAAGUACAACUGGUCUGUGAAGGCUCUCCGCCGCCGCACCACUGGUACCGGUCGCAUGCGUUACUUGAAGACCGUCCCCCGCAAGUUCAAGAACGGUUUCCGUGAAGGUGGCAAGGCUGUCUCCAAGAAGGCUGCCACCAACUAA
This is a messenger RNA of Aphanomyces invadans, 432 nucleotides long. Its product is annotated as 60S ribosomal protein L37. Gene Ontology annotation, biological process: translation. The coding region runs from base 1 to 432 and encodes 143 amino acids. The record is from RefSeq and is a predicted model, not a curated record. Lineage: Eukaryota; Oomycota; Saprolegniomycetes; Saprolegniales; Verrucalvaceae. Gene Ontology annotation, cellular component: ribosome; cytosolic large ribosomal subunit. Gene Ontology annotation, molecular function: structural constituent of ribosome; RNA binding. The transcript is spliced from 4 exons.